This is a messenger RNA of Cadophora gregata, 898 nucleotides long. It is a transcript of the gene YKT6, whose product is annotated as palmitoyltransferase. NCBI's taxonomy places the organism in Eukaryota, Fungi, Ascomycota, Leotiomycetes, Helotiales, Ploettnerulaceae. Gene Ontology annotation, biological process: endoplasmic reticulum to Golgi vesicle-mediated transport. Gene Ontology annotation, cellular component: Golgi apparatus; membrane. The record is from RefSeq and is a predicted model, not a curated record. Bases 82 to 675 code for a protein of 197 amino acids. Gene Ontology annotation, molecular function: SNAP receptor activity. The transcript is spliced from 5 exons.
UUUCAAGAAUAAAGACACCCUCCUCCCCUUGGAACCUACAACUCUAAGUUCACGUACACCCACGACCACGAAACCGCAAUCAUGAAGAUUCACUACAUCGGCAUAAUCAAGAACGAGAGCAAGCCUUCCCACGAGCUAUGCGCCGAGAAGGACUUAACUGCAUACUCGCGAUUCACUCGUAAUAAUUAUGGCGAAUUCAUGACGCUGUUCAGCAAGACUGUCGCCGAGAGGACUCGACCCGGACAAAGGCAAGAUGUGGAAGAGCAAGAUUAUACCUUCCACGCCUACGGCCGCACCGAAGGUAUCGCGGGUAUAAUCAUAUCAGACCACACCUACCCCGCGCUCGUAGCCCACCAACUUCUCUCCAAAGUUGUCGAUGAGUUCCUGGCAAAACAUCCACGCUCUUCCUGGGCCAACUCUACACCUACCCUCUCUUUCCCCGAACUCAAGGACUAUAUUGUGAAGUAUCAGGAUCCGGCGCAGGCAGACAGUAUCAUGAAGAUUCAGAAGGAGCUCGAUGAGACGAAGAUUGUGCUGCAUAAAACUAUUGAGAGUGUUUUGCAGAGAGGCGAGAAGAUCGAUGAUUUGGUGGCGAAGAGCGAUGGCUUGAGUGCGCAGAGUAAAAUGUUCUAUACACAAGCGAAGAAGCAGAACUCUUGUUGCAUGAUCAUGUAGAGUGGUGUUGGAGGUCUAUGGUUUACGGGCAGGCAGGCAGGCAGGCGUUUUCAUACCUUUACGGGCUGGAUCAGCAUAGCAGUUUUCCGCAGGUUCGUUCAGAUUGUACAUGGGUCGCUCUUUUGGUUCAUAUGUGCCCAAUGACAUUUCGGUAUCCAGAAAUGCAUUCGAGCUUUGAAUAUAAUAUAGGCGUUACGAGAAAGACAUUGGAACCGAGCUGAGA